GCAAUCGAUGGGGAGGUAAGAGUUUUCAUCGUCUCCGGCGAAGUUUCCGGCAAUAACAUCGGCUCUCGUCUUAUGGCUUCGCUCAAAAUGCUAUCUCCUUUACCUCUCCGUUUCCAUGGAGUUGGAGGCAAACUCCACGGUCAUUUCGAUUCUACCAGGGAGCAGAUUACAAGAAAUCGCAAGAAUGCUACCAAUAUUUUCCAAAGCAAUGAAAUGAAUCUACUCAAAGACUCGUUCCAAAAUCUAGUAACGCUCAUACACGUCACAUCUAAUAGUCAAGUGGAUCAUCACAUUGGAGAAUCCCUCUGUGAAUGGCCGGUUCCAGUCAUGCUAGUCCCUACUGGAUCCACUCAGCUUAAAUAUGAUGCAUUUGCCGCGAGUCAACCUGCGUUUGAGUUGCAGCUUGCUCAAUUACCUUCCCUUGUCGCAUACCAAGCACAUUUUCUAACGGAGCUAUUGAUCCGUUACAAAGCCAAGCUACCUUACAUAUAUCUCCCAAACAUUCUCCUGGACUCACCAAUCAUCCCUUGAAGCCUUGUUCCAAGCCUGCAACCCUUCGAAUCUCGCCUCGAUACUCGAGAGACUUCUCUUGGAUGAAAAGAUGAGAGAAAAGCAAGUUGUUGCUGCUGAAAAGUUGAUACGCCUCUUGAAUCCAUCAGAAAGCAGAAUGAGAAACUCGAUUCGUUGCAGUGAUUUUGAAUAUACACCAAGCUAUUUAGCAGCUUCAACUAGCAGCUUCAACUAUUCUAAGUUAUGCUAAGCGUUGAAGCUUAAUUGAGAAGAAUGAUCCUUGCUUCCAACGCUAACGUUUUAGGUCAUUACAUUGUCAUUGCUUGUUGUUUCGGUAGUCCAUCCUUCAAUUCAAAGGACCCUCCCUUGCUAAAUAUUUUCACCAGCUUAUGUCAUUACUGUUGUCUUAUCUUAUUAUAAAAAUAAUUAUAUGAAUAAAUAUGCU
Molecule: messenger RNA, 955 nt
Organism: Thlaspi arvense
Lineage: Eukaryota; Viridiplantae; Streptophyta; Magnoliopsida; Brassicales; Brassicaceae
Source: the annotation of a GenBank genome assembly